This is a messenger RNA of Closterium sp. Naga37s-1, 798 nucleotides long. NCBI's taxonomy places the organism in Eukaryota, Viridiplantae, Streptophyta, Zygnematophyceae, Desmidiales, Closteriaceae. The record is from the annotation of a GenBank genome assembly.
AUGGACUUAUACUACAGCAAUGACUCCUUCGACUGCCACAAAGUCCGCAUGAUGCUCGAAGAGAAGGGCCUCCCUUGCCGGCUGUGUCAUGUAGACUUUGUCGGAGCGGCGAACCUCGAGCCUUGGUUCUUGCGGCUCAAUCCGAAGGGAACGGUCCCGUUGCUCGUUUACGGAAGCAACACAAUCACGGACACCAACGAGAUCCUCAGGUACUUCGACAGCAUCGGCCAGCCAAUGGGUGGAUCGAUAGUCGACCACGACGCGGCUGCCACGUGGCUUAAUCGCGUCGCAUCGUGGGACGAGGAGGCGCUCGCUUACUCCAAGAUGUCUCUCGGCGCUGCGCAGUCCGUCACGCGCUUCCGCCGCCGCGUGUGCGUCGAGCGCAUGGCACGCAAUCCCGAUCUCGUCAGCGCGUACGGCGCUCUGCUCGCGCGCUACCAAACCCUGGAAGCGACGAUCGCGGCGGGACACGCGGCGGCGACGUCGCUCCGUCAGCUCGAGGCGCUUCUGGACGAAGCGGAACGCACUCUGUCAGACCCCAACAAUGUAUUCCUGGCCGGAAAGGAAGCGUCCAUCGCGGACGUCUGCUUUGCGCCGGUUCUCGCCUCAGUAGACCGAUUAGGAAUCUCUCAAAAGCUGCUUAAAACGCGUCCGGCUUUAGCGGAGUACAACAAGCGGAUGAGUCGGCGGCAGAGCUACCGGACAGCCGUGGUCUGGCCAACCAGUUUUGCAGCGAAGGUCGCCAAUGUGCCUGCGGUCGUCGCUGCGGGGUGCAGGCGACUGAGCAGACGGUACUAG